Periconia digitata is the source of this 12055-nucleotide messenger RNA. The record is from the annotation of a GenBank genome assembly. NCBI's taxonomy places the organism in Eukaryota, Fungi, Ascomycota, Dothideomycetes, Pleosporales, Periconiaceae.
UUUUCUCGUAGAAAUAUCACACAUGGGGUAACAGGUGCCAUCUUGAUUCGGCAUGCUUACAGACAUCCCGCACCGGUGAAUGGCCCUUUUGCCUUUACCUGGUUUUACCCCUUCUAACAUCAAUCUACAAUGUAUCCGAAUCGCGAAGCUACCGAUUUCAUUUGCCAAGCUCGCGUCCGGGCCAACCGAUCUACAUCUGCCAUUCUUUCGCAUCCGUUCUUCAUAAUCCUUCCGCAAUGUUUUAUCUUCAUCAGGUUCUGUGUAGUCACCGCCCUUCCGUGACAUGCUGACAGUUAGGCCGCAGGUUUGCCUUCGGUGGGGUAGACUACCAACAAGCACAGUAUUGCCUUGAAGCAGUUUAGACUGAAUCCUGAAUUUCAAGCCAAACUUUAUGAUUGCGCAAGCCAGCAAAAAAAGGCAGCAAUACGAAGAGCAUCAUCAUCAUCCCAUGAUGUAAGGGGUGCGUUGGUGAAGCCACUAGUUGGCAAGAAGUACCAUGUAGCUGUGACCAGUGCCUGAACUUCCAGCUGAGAAGACUUCUUGCCUUGACGAAUGGAGAGAAAUCAGUGUUUUGUGAUUGGAAUGCAUGCAUCGGAUCAAAUUCGCUCAAGGUAUUUGGGUUGAAGCAUAGAUACUAGAGAACAUUAGUGCUUAUACACAUUUGAAGAAAAUGAUAUAUAAACAGCCAAGUUUGCUUUAUUCCAACAUACAACUUGUAGAGACCCUUCUACUUAAACAACAAGCAAUACAGAAAUCAGUCUACAAGAGAGUUCUGCCAGAUAUGGGUGAUCUAUCCUCGACAAGGCUAGAUGUUAGCAGCCGACAUUCAGAAUCGAAUGGCAACCCUGACCACCCCGGCGACGAUGAUAGGCGGAAGAUAUGGUCGUGGAACAAAACUGUUCCUAUCCAAAUCAAGCAGAGUCUUCAUCACCUCUUCUCAUCACAGGCUGUUAUGGCUCCUCAAUGUCCAGCUGUAACUGCAUGGGAUGGCAGAAUGAGUUAUGGCGAGCUCGAAAGGCUAUCUGACAAAUACGCGGACAUACUCUUGCAGUUCAAUGUACAGCGCGAAGAGAUCAUCCCUAUUUGCUUCGAGAAGUCAAAGUGGGCUAUCGUUGCUAUACUAGCUGUGCUCAAAGCAGGGGCAGCGUUCGCGCCAUUGGAUCCAGAUCACCCGCAGAGUCGCCACGAGGAGAUAUUUCAACAGGCAAAAGCAACAAAGAUCAUCACUUCUAACGCAGGAAUGAAACGCUACGGAAAAAUCUGGGAAGAGAGAGACAUGGUGGUCAUCACCGUAGGCCACGAAAACAUAACUAAACCGCAAGUUGACCGCCAUUACGAUAAGAAGUUGGCUAUUCGCAAACAUCCAAUCGUUGAAGCUAGCCAGUUAGCUUAUGUUCUAUUUACUUCCGGUAGUACUGGAACGCCAAAGGGGGUAGUCCUCGAACAUGGUGCCGUAGCUACUAGUUGCCUAGCUCACGGAAGCGCCUUCGGGUUUUCGCACCACACUCGUGCUCUCCAGUUUACCAACCUCAUGUUUGAUGUUGCAGUCACCGAGAUCAUCACCACUUUGCUUUUUGGCGGCUGCAUUUGUAUUCCCUCCGAAUACGAACGGCGAAAUGACUUAACCGGCGCAAUCAGGAGCAUGGAAGUCAAUUGGGCAUACUUCACGCCGACGGUUGCACAACUGAUCGAUCCUGCCGAUGUACCAACUUUGAAGAUGGUAGUGCUAGGCGGCGAGCAAGUUAAUAUUGCAGACUGUGAAAGAUGGCGGGAUUGCGAGCGUCUGGUUCAAGGAUACGGCCCUACGGAGACGUGUAUAUUCUCCAGUUGUUUCGUGGGUAUCCACGGGUUUAUACCAGGCAUGAUAGGGAAGGGUAUCACAUCCGUUAACUGGGUCGUUGAUCCUGAUGACUACAACAAGCUUGCACCACUAGGUGCUAUAGGGGAGCUUCUCGUCGAAGGUCCCAUAUUGGCUCGAGGAUAUCUGGAUAACCCCGAGAAAACAGCGAUGGCCUUCAUUGAUAGUCCAAGCUGGCUGUUAAAAGGGGGGUUGGGGUACCCUGGUCGCCAAGGUAGAAUGUACAGAACAGGAGACCUCGUCAGAUACGACGACGAUGGAAACCUGAUCUGGAUGGGUCGGAAAGACAGCCAAGUCAAAAUACGCGGGCAGCGGGUAGAGCUUGGAGAAAUUGAGAGUACACUACUCACCCACGGAUCCAUCUCCCAAGCGGCUGUGGUUGUAUCAAAGAGCGAUAGCACUGGGCUGGUCGGUUUCGUUACGCUCCUCAGCAGGGCCGGUAUCAGCAGCGGAAACGUGUCUGAUCCAAGGACAGAUGCCAGCGUGGUAUCUAUGUGGAAGAACCGGUAUGAUUCUGAAACAUACACGCCUCUUCAAAGCGAUGGCCCACAAUCGGUAGGACGCGAUUUCAUCGGGUGGACAUCGAUGUACGAUGGGUCACAAAUUGAUGAGGAAGAGAUGUCCGAGUGGCUAGACGAUACAAUCAAAACCAUCAUCAAUGGUAGAGAUGCAGGAAGCGUACUGGAGAUAGGAUCGGGAAGUGGGAUGAUCCUAUUCAAUCUAGCGAAACACGGUCUUCAGAAGUACACGGGCCUCGAUUUGUCCGAGACAGCCAUCCAAUAUCUCACGGAUGCGUCGGCGUCUAUCCUAGCUCUCAAAAAUCGAGUGACUCUGUACAGAGGUUCUGCCGCGGAGCUCGCAACAUUUGCACUACCAACCGACAUCGAUCACGUCGUUGUGAAUUCGGUAGCCCAAUACUUUCCCAGCUUAGCAUACCUCUCCCGGGUAGUUCAACAUCUGCUGAGACUAGGUGUCCGCCACAGUAUCUUCUUCGGCGAUAUACGUUCCAAAGCCCUUAAAGACGAGUUCUUCGCAGCUAGAGCUUUGCACAUAACAAAAGGUAUCGCGACCAAGUCAGAAUUUGCACGGAUGAUGACCGACAUGGAGGACGCCGAGAUGGAACUGUUCAUUGACCCGGAAUUCUUUACUUCCCUAGCCACUGCUUUGCCCCAUUUGGUGGAACACGUUGAGAUUUUACCCAAACGUAUGGCCGCCACUAAUGAACUGAGCUGCUAUCGAUAUGCUGCCAUUAUAUACCCGAGAAAUGCAGGAGGCCAGGAGAGGCAUAUACAUUCUAUACCGCAGGACUCCUGGAUAGAUUUUCCCACGAGAAGUCUGGAUAAGACAUCACUAUCAAAACAACUGGAGAAUUUGUCCGGCUCGUCGAUCUUCGCGCUGAGAAAUAUCACCAACAGCAAAACCGUGCUGAGCAAUGUUUUAGUGGAUGCCGUGAAGUGCGUCGACGCUUCAAAAACCAGUGUGGACGACCCAGAGUGCUGGGUUGAUGCCCUUCAAGAGCAAGCCAAAAAUACCUUGUCGUUCUCAGCGCUUGAUCUGGUUCAAAUAGCGAAAGAUUCAAGAUGCAAUGUGGAAAUCAGCUGGAACAAACAAUACUCUCAGCAUGGCGGUCUUGAUGCUGUAUUUCAUCGAUUUGACAAAGAAGGUGCGGGGGAAAGAACGCUCUUUCGGUUCGAUACAGACCGGGCAGUCAGCCCUACCAACAGAACACGUGAUACCAGUCUACAGCAGCAGGGAGCUUCACAAAAGAUUGAACUGGAGUUACAAGAAAUGCUACAGGGCAAACUUCCAUCGUACAUGGUGCCCCAGAGAAUUAGUGUUUUGGACCACAUGCCCCUAAAUUCAAACUUCAAGAUUGAUCGGAAGGUGCUUGCCCAACGAAAGUUAGAAUCAGCUCGUCGGACGACUUCAUUUCGUUCCCCCAUACUGGACGACGAAAAGCUGUUGCAGCAGCUCUGGUGCGAAAUUCUUGAUCUCGAAAAAGAAGCUCUGGGGCUUGACGACAGCUUCUUUCGGCUAGGUGGCAACUCUAUCGACGCGAUGAAGUUAGUAGCAAAGGCGCGAAAUCAAGGAGUGCAACUCACCGUCUCUACUAUCUUCCGGUACCCAAGCCUUUUCGAUCUAGCCAGGCAGUGUAGAACGCAACAACUCACUACCAAUGAAGAUUUACCGAAUUUCUCGAUGCUAGGUACGGAUGUAGAUCUCAAUCGCAUUUGUGAUGAGGUUGCGGCUAGCUGUUGUGUCGAAGCGGCUGCUAUUGAAGACAUUUAUCCGUGCUCGCCACUCCAGGAGGGUUUGAUGUCACUGACCGCGAAGACGUCCGGCAACUACGUUAUGCAAUACAUCCUUGAGCUGAAAAGCAACGUUGAUGAAGUUGCUUUCAUGAAGGCUUGGGACAAUUUCGUGGGCUCUGCAGCAGCAGCGAUUUUCCGUACACGAAUCGUGCAGCAUACCACACAAGGUCUCAUACAGGUUGUUGUCAAGGAAGACAUAGAUUGGUUGAUAGCGGAAGACCUGGAGAUCUAUCUUUUGCAAGAGAGUUCAGCGCCAAUGGGCUUGGGUGAUUCAUUAGCACAUUACGCUAUCGUGGAGGAUCGGGCGAAGCAUGGGAAAAAACAAUUUGUGUGGACUGUUCACCAUGCCCUUCACGACGGUUAUUCAUUACCCCAAGUCUUGGAGUCUGUCAAGCUCAAUUAUCAGGAUUCAAAACUUCAAGAGCGAGCGUGUUUUAAUGCUUUUAUCAACCACAUCAGCCGGUUGGACCAAGAGGACGCUGCGAAAUACUGGAAAAAAUCGCUAUCGGAAUGUGAAGCAACACCGUUCCCACCACGACCCACGACAGUGAAAUCGUUCACUGCAUCCUCAGUGGCGAGAGAAACUUGUCAAAUCCCACCCAGUUUCGGGUUGAGUGGAAUAACAGAAUCCACACUAAUCCGUGCCGCAUGGGCCAUUGCGACUAGCUCCUAUACUGGCUCAAACGACGUUAUUUUUGGAGCAACUGUUACAGGCAGGAAUGCCCCAAUACCCAAGAUUGAAACAGUGUUAGGACCAACUAUAGCGACUGUUCCUGUUCGCAUCUGUUUGAGACGGGAUCAGACCGUAUAUGAUUUGCUGCAAACCACCCAGCGGCAAGCUAUUGAUAUGAUCCCGUACGAACAGACGGGGCUCCAACGCAUUGCAAAGAUGGGACCAGAUGCUCAGCAUGCAUGUGGAUUCCAGACGCUUUUGAUUGUGCAAACCGGCCACAAUGGACUAGGUGAUGAUGGAGUGCUCGGCACGUGGCGUAGUACCACCAAACUACAAUCAGUAACAUCUUAUCCAUUGAUGGUGCAGUGUGAGCUCGGUUCCAGAAACAUUGAGAUUACCGCCAGUUUUGAUGAACGCGCUAUCAGACCAUGGCAAGUCGAAACGCUAUUGCGGCAGUUUCAUCUCGUUGUGAAGCAACUAGCAACUGCAGGUCCGAAUGCAAAACUGGGCGAGAUCAGCACUUUAACUCCCGAGGACAGAGAAAAGCUGUGGAAAUGGAACAGUGAGGUCCCAUCCAAAUUGGAUAUUUGCAUCCAUAAUGCUUUCACUGGUCAAACAAUGAAACAACCAAGGGCUCAAGCUAUCGACGCAUGGGACGGAAAUAUGACAUAUGGCGAUCUGCACGAUCGGUCAAGUCGAUUGGCUUCGCAUCUGGUCAGUGUUGUCAAGGUCAAAAUUGGAGACACAAUUCCACUCUGCUUUCAAAAAUCAAAAUGGACAAUAAUGGCUGCGCUUGCUGUACUCAAAGCUGGCGCAACAUUCGUGUUUCUCGACACAGCUCAGCCGAUAGCUCGGUUACAGGCCAUUGUCAAGUUUACGAAAGCCCGGCUUGUGCUAUCUUCUGAAACGAGUGGAAAGUGGAGCGCUCAACUCGAUGCCCGAGUUUUAUUUGUGGAUCAGGAGCUCGAAUCCAUGAAAAAUAUUGCGGCCCAAAACAUUCUUCAAACUGUACCGAGCUCCGCCACAGCAUAUAUUGUGUUUACAUCUGGUAGCACUGGAAAUCCAAAAGGAAUCGCUAUGCAACAUGACAGCUUCUGCACGGCGGUGCAAAGUCAAGCCGAUUUACUGGGAUUCACCCCGAGAAGUAGGGUGUUCGACUUCGCAUCGUACAGUUUCGAUGUUGCUAUUCAUAAUGCCUUCGCAACGUUGAUGGUCGGUGGGUGUCUAUGUGUUCCUUCAGAAGAGGAGAGGAAAGGGGACCUGGGGCUGGUCAUGUCGCACAUGCGAGCCACUUUGGUCGACUUGACGCCUUCCGUAGCCAGUUUGGUGAACCCUGAAGAUGUACCCACACUGUCAACAUUGAUCCUAGCGGGUGAGAAAGUGGAGCCAAAAGACGUACUUCGAUGGCCCAGAUCAGUGAAAGUCAUCAAUGCUUAUGGACCAGCAGAGUGUGCGCCUAUGGCUACCAUCAAUUCGAAUGUGAAUCGCUCUGCACCAUCGAUAAGUAUUGGGAUAGGUGUCGGUGUCAACACGUGGGUUGUUGACCCAGACGAUACGGACGUGCUGCUUGGCGUAGGCUCAGUUGGAGAGCUACUGCUAGAAGGGGCACUUCUAAGCAAAGAAUACCUGCAUGAUGUGGAGAAGACAAAUGCGAUGUUUCCAAGAGAUCCUGCUUGGCUCAAAGAUGGCUGCGGAAGCUAUCCAGGACGUCACGGGACGUUGUACAAGACUGGAGAUCUCGUAAAGUAUGAAGCUGACGGGAGUCUUACCUACGUCGGCAGAAAGGACAGCCAAAUCAAAGUACGAGGGCAACGCGUAGAGCUGGGGGAGAUUGAGCAUCACGUGCGACAGUGUAUACCGACAGCCAGAAACGUGGCCGCUGAAGUGGUGAGGCUGACAGAUGGAAAUGGGAGCGCAGGAAUUGCAAAGAUUGCUGUGUUUUUGCAGCUCAAAGCGGCAGCCGGAUCACGAUGUGGCCCGGAUCCUACAGUGGUUCACUCAGCUGAGUGGGAUCAAUUGCUGGGUCAAAGGCUGCCAACUUAUAUGAUGCCAGAGAUUUACUUGGUUAUGGAAUCGCUUCCCACCACGCCCUCUGGAAAGAUGGACAGAAAACGACUAAGAGAAGUCGGUGCGUCGAUCACUGUCCGGGAGCUGGCGAAUGUGCAUGCGGAUACUAGAGCCGUCCAACGACUUCCCAAGACAGCAACGGAAAAGAAAUUGCGAGAACUAUGGGCACAGAUACUAGAGAUUGACGUGGGAAGCAUUGCACUAGACGACAAAUUCCUCCAGUUGGGAGGCGAUUCGAUUUCAGCAAUGAGGCUUGUAGCCGAGGCACGAAAACAUGAUAUUGCGAUCUCAGCCUCCUCUAUAUUCCAACAUCCCAGGCUGAUUGACUUGGCACAUUUCAGCGACACACAAGAGAACCGUGUGGCUGAUGCUGCAAUCCUCAAACCAUUUGCACUUCUGGACGGUAGCCUGAACGUAGAAUAUCUACGACAACAGGUCGCAGCAAGCUGCGGUGUAAAAGCUCGUGUGAUUGAUGAUAUCUACCCUUGUUCACCACUUCAGGAAGGGCUGCUAUCGCUGUCUUCAAAGCGCGCGGGCGACUAUAUCUUGCAAGGGGUACUGAAGCUCAAGAAAGACAUCGACGAGGACCUUUUUUGCAUGGCAUGGGGACGUGUCAUUGCAUCAAUGCCUAUAUUACGAACGAGGAUCGUGCAGAAUGCCCAGCUAGGUCUACUUCAGACUGUCUUAUCGCCCCCAGAGGAUCUUUCGUUGAUCGGUAAGCACGUUGAAAGCCUGCAAUCAUAUCUAUCCCACGAUAAGUUGCAGCCAAUGGGUAUUGGGGACCCACUCGCGCGGUAUGCUAUGGUGAGAAAUGAAUGUGAUGAUACACUACCGUGCUUGGCUAUGGGGAGUCAUGAAGACAGCAUACAGGGCGCAAACAGCGAGGCUAAUCACAAUAAAGAGAGUGGCACUUGGUUUGUAUGUACACUGCAUCAUGCUUUGUAUGAUGGCUGGUCUUUGGAUCGCGUAUUGAAUGCCGCUAAAGAAACGUACACCGCGCUCAAAAACGAUAUAACCUCGCCGACUUCCAAGAUAGUACACCAGCCCGGCUUCAACUCCUUCAUUCAAUAUGUCGAUAUCCAGCAACGUCAAGAGGACACCAAGGUAUACUGGCAGAAGACGCUAGCUGAUUGUAGGGACGCAACCUUAUUUCCUCCUUUGCCUUCCAACAUCCAGCAUCCUGUUGCAGAUUCGCUCAUCGAAUUCAUCUGCCCGCCGAUUCCUAAAGUCACAUCAGUCGACACGACACUCUCAACUCUUAUCCGCGCAGCUUGGGCUAUUGUGGACAGCAGCCACUCUAACUCUGACGAUUUGGUAUUUGGCGCAACCGUCAUUGGUCGUAAUGCACCUGUACCUGGAAUCGAAGAUAUUCCAGGUCCGACUAUCGCAACUGUGCCUAUUCGAAUAAGAAUGCCCGAAAAGCAAUCUACGACGAUUGCGGAUUUUCUUCGGGCUUUCCAGCAGCAGGCAACCGACAUGAUUCCUUUUGAACAGACAGGGCUGCGCCAGAUCGCUAAGAUAAGCGGUGAGGAUGGACGGCAUGCAUCCCAGUUCCAGACCUUGGUCGUUGUCCAGCCACCUGAAAAUCGGGACUUCGAGCAGGAUGACGUGCUUGGUAGAUGGGAGACCGUCUCAGAGUUGCACCAUUUCACAACUUACGCACUCAUGAUUCAAUUCACCCUACCUAACGAGGUUGGUGAGGGAUCCGAAGGUGGAAUUGACGUUUCAGCAAGUUUUGACUCUCGCGUGAUCGAGCAGUGGCACGUGAGGAAGAUGCUUCGCCAAUUCGGCUUCGUCAUCCAACAGUUGGCCAGAGACACCACCGCAAGUCUCGCAGAUGUUGACCUGAUUUCUCCGGGGGAUAAAGCAGAGGUCUGGAGCAAGAAUCUCAAGCCAAAACUCGCGGUAGAGAGUUGCGUGCACAGUCUGAUCGAGAAGCUGUCGAAGACACAACCGAAUGAACCAGCCAUAUGCGCUUGGGAAGGCGAGGGCGAUGCCGGGUAUACCGAGACUACUUAUGCUGAUCUAGAUAUGAUGUCUUCAAAAUUGGCCAGACAUCUAGCUCACCAUAAUAUUUCUUCCGAGGACGCUGUGCCUGUCUGUUUCGAGAAGUCCAAGUGGAUGGUUGUAGCCAUACUAGCGAUACUCAAAUCUGGAGGGACAUUUGUACCACUCGAUCCAGACCAUCCCGCCAGUCGGCACCAGGAAAUAAUUCAGCAGACGAAAGCGAAGAUCGUGCUUACAUCUAGCCGAUGUUCAUCUUUGUUUCGACAGUCCUUAUUAAGCAUUGUCAUCAUCAACGAAGCAAACAUCAAACAAUUACAGCCUCCAUAUCUUCCAUCAAUUCCGAUAGUAAAUCCACGACAAUCUGCCUAUAUUAUUUUCACAUCAGGCAGUACAGGGGUACCCAAGGGUGUAAUUGUUGAGCACCAAGCUGUUUCGACAAGCUGUUUAGGCCACGGUGCAAUGUUUGGCUUCAACCGAAAAACAAGGGCCCUCCAGUUUUCAUCAUACACAUUCGACGCUUGCAUUACCGAAAUAAUCACGACCCUAAUUCAUGGUGGGUGCGUAUGCAUACCAUCUGAGAAAGAUCGAACAGACAAUUUACCCGCUGCUAUCCGUUUAAUGAACGUGAACUGGGCUCUUCUGGUCCCCUCAGUCGCUAAACUGCUGACCCCGAGCCUUUUACCUUCUCUGAAAACAUUGGUUCUAGGCGGCGAACAGGUAGCCAAAUCCGAUUGGACUCAAUGGGACACUCUUGUUCAGGCCAAUAAUGCAUAUGGGCCUACUGAGUGCUGCGUUAUCUGCGUCGGACAUGCUGGCUCAUAUUUCAAGUCAGGGUUGAUUGGUAAAUCGAUCGCAUCCACGAGUUGGGUAGUGGAUAUGAAAGACCACGACAAACUCGCUCCGCUGGGAUCUAUCGGGGAGCUGGUAAUAGAGGGCCCUAUUUUAGCCCGCGGCUAUCUUAACGACUCAGAGAAAACCGCAAAAGCGUUUAUCGAGAAUCCCACUUGGCUCUUGGAGGGCGACAAUAGUAGCAGUCAUGCCGUAGUCGGACGACAGGGCACCAUAUACAAAACCGGAGAUCUGGUCAGACUUGACUCAAAUGGCGACCUGAUCUACAUUGGCCGCAAAGAUGGCCAAGCUAAAAUUCGAGGCCAGCGUGUUGACCUUGGAGAAAUUGAACACAACGUACGUCACGCACUACAGGCUGAGCACGUGGCGACCGAGAUCGUUAUGCUGGACGAAAACCACGGCGAGAAAAUACUAGCAGCUUUCAUUCAACUGGGAGCGGUAUCCAAUAGUGACAUGAUUUCCACCACUGCUGUCACAGAGAAAGAUAAUUCACUUGCAAAAGUCUUCAACCUCAGUGAUGCAACAAAAAAGGUUCUGGCCGAACGUAUGCCACGAUAUAUGAUACCGGACGUCUACUUUGUCAUGGAUCGCCUCCCGACAACGGUAUCGGGGAAAAUGAAUCGGAAGGAGUUGCGCAAGAUCGGGGCCUCGUUUACUACUCAGCAGUUAGUUGCUGCACGAGCAAAAGACAAGCAAAGGCGGGAGCAUCAGCCGUCAAACAGGGUCGAGCGGCUUCUCCAAGGCAUUUGGUCACAACUUCUGAAUGUAGAGGUUGAGAGCAUUGGGAUAGACAACAGUUUCAUUGAGCUCGGUGGCGACUCCAUUGCGGCCAUGAGAUUUGUGGCAGAGGCUCGAAACCAUGACAUUUAUCUCAAUGUCGCGGAUUUGCUCCGUAAUGAUUCCCUAGCCACCCUAGCCAAGAUAUGCAGGGUGAGCCCCGAGCUCGAUGAGUCCGAGGAAUCACCGCUUUUGUCCACCAAUACACAACAGGCUGUGAUCUCUAGCCUUCGUCGUCAGUACCAAGUUGAAGUCAGUGACGUCCUCGAAGUUCUGCCGACCACCUACAUGCAACGCUUCUACGUUACAAGAGCGCUCCAAUGUCCACUAGAAGCUUUCAAUUACGUGUUUGUUGAUCUGACCCCACGAAUCGACAUUCGGCGACUCAAAGAUAGUUGCCGUGAACUAAUGGAACACUAUCCAAUUCUUCGCACGAGAUUUGUCUUUGAUGAUCACCAGAUGUAUCAAGCGGUGCUCAGAAGUCCUGAGCUACCAUUUGGCACAUUUAGUGUCGAGAAAUCAAUCGAACAGACGUCCCAGUCAAUCUGUAUGCAAGACCUGGAGCAAUCGUCACCUCUCGCACUUGGCACUUCAUUCAUGCUUCUGCAGGGUGGGACUUACGGACUUCGACUCAUAAUGCGGCUAUCCCAUGCACAAUACGACGGCAUAUCUCUCCCAAUAUUGCUCAGCGCUCUUGCUUCGCUCUAUCAGCAUGAGCCCGUAAGUGUCCUAUCAAGCUUUGCAGGAUAUCUGGCAUAUGCAAAGAAGCGGCAAUCGACAUCGGCUCAAUAUUGGACAAAUCUGCUCAGAGGCUCAACUCUGACAGAUGUCAGCAAGACUAUGCCCGUGGAAAAUUCUGCGCGACUGGAGAUUUCCCCCAAAAACGUCCGAUUCGAAAAGGUGAUCGGCAUGCCUGAGCCUCCCAAAGGUAACACCAUUGCUUCCCUUGUCAGCGCUGCCUGGGCAUUAGUACUUGCAUCUUUCAGCGGAACCGAUGAUGUUGUAUACGGCUACUUAGUCGCCGGACGUAACUCAAACAUACUUCACAUCUCAGAGAUUGCAGGCCCCUGUUUGAAUAUCGUCCCCGUUCGCGCGCAAGUUGGGCCGGAUACGACAUUGAAACAGCUGUUGCAGUCUGUUCACACACAGCAAGCCUCUCUCGGAGAGUGUGACGCCAUGGGAUUAGACGAUAUAGUCAAACAAUGUACAGACUGGCCGGUUGACGCGGCUGUUCCUACAUUAGUUCAGCAUCAAAACGUGGAUGAGCGACCCGAGUUUCGCUUCGCAAACACGAAUGUCAAAGUUGGAUGGUUCAACAAUCCGUCGUUUGUUCAGCGGCAGAUAACUCUAGUUUCCUACCAUCAGGAGGAUGGACUGAGAAUCGUUCUACAGGGGAACACGCAUAUUCUCAGUUUCGAACAGGCGGAGAUGCUGCUUGGGAUGGUUUGCAAAGCUGUGACGAACUUCUCUCUAGAUCCAUCGAUGAAAGUGGGGAGCUUCAAAGACUGUUAG